GCCCUGCCAUUGAUAUGUUCAUUGCUAUAUAACUUCCAAUAACACCAAGGGAUUGAACCUGCUUCAGAGGCAGAACUGAUAACUAGCUAAAGCUUGGUAGGGCAGGUUACUUGUCAGCCCUGUGUGAGCACAGCUCCUAAAGUUUCAGAGGGAGGUUUCCAGUCACUUCCGUUCCAGUUACUGUCCAAUUAUUGGAAGAUGUUUGAAGAUUUAUUGGAAGUGAGGAGAUCAUGAACAACCAGUACAUACGUGUGGAAAUAUUUGCUUUGGAAACAUGUGAACUUAAAAAUGCUUGGGAACAGAGAAUUCAAAAACAAAAUGAAGCACGGCAAAACGAAGCAGCUAGACAACAGAAAAGUGCCCUAAAAAGGCUCCGAAAUGAAUGGGCGGAAAGGCUGGAAAAAAGAAGACUUGAAAUGAUAAGAAGCCAGAAUCAAAACAAUAAGGCAAACGCGUGAAAACGCCAUCCUUACGUUGUUUACGUUUUGCUAUGAUAAUAGCUUUUGCAGCAUAAAUACUAAAUAAUUACAACAUGUCAACUUAGUAGCUUAUUGCAAAUGGGAUCAUUAGCUGAGGGCCAGUAUAAAAGCAAUUAACGUUUACCUUUUUUUAUAGCAUUGCAACUCAACUUGGACUAACAUAUCAGAAUAUAUAGAUGAGGCUUGUCUACUAAUAUUUGAAAUUCAGUAUAUAUCUUACCAGUUUCCUGUUACUUUUUCUUUACUAUGAAUGUUUUCAAAGAAUGGCUAUUUUUUUUAUAAAUGUGUUUCAUGGGAAGGAUUCACUAUGAUUUACGAUCUAAGAUGCAGCACAGUCCUAUGAAGAUGGUAACAUUUAUUGAAAUGGCUAAACAGCCACCAACACUAUCCUUAUUACUAAACGACUGGAUAAUUUAAAAAUUGUGUGCCCCAAAUGGGGUCUGUUAAAAAGCCGUUGUGUGCUUGGAUGAUAAAUAACAAACAUUUGAUGUGUCUAAAAUAAUAGUAUGCUCUUUUAUUACAAAGGUUAUUGUAUUGUUUUCUGGACAGAAUGCUAAAAAUCACUGCUUGUGUACACAGAGCUCUCACAAUUUCCUUGUGUGGUAUUUUAAAAAAAAAAAUAGCAUUUUGCUAUAUAUGUCUCCCCCUUGAUUUUUCCCUUCAUAAAUCAUGUAUAAUAAGGCUCAAGACAGCAUAUUAUUUGCUGCUAGAACAGCAGUGGGAAUUGUGCAGGUCGACUGAGUCAGGGCAUGGCUUGCAUGCAAGGAGGUCAACCAACAACCCUCAUAACGCAUAAAACACUGUGCAAGCAGUAUAUUUAUUGCACACAUCCUAAUGAGUUUAAUGGACAGAAAUUAAGAAUCCAUAAAUAGUGUCAUUUUAUAAUGUGAUAUAAACCAGCUCUGAACUGGAUUAUUGAAUUAUCAGAAAUUAUAAAUAGGAGACCACCAAAAUGGACUAAAUUAAAUUAAAAGGACAGAUGUACGGGACAUUCCUGAUCCAAUGUGCCUCCACCAAGGACAAAUGUAUUGCCAAUUUACAGUGUGGGCUGUCACUAAUUAGAGAUUAGCACAGGAACUCUAGAAAACAUAUCCAAAUGAACUGCUGAUAUAAAAAAAAAUAGAAAACAUAACUAUAAAAAUAGCUCUAACAUUUGGGUUGGUAGAUACAAGUUUUCAGGUGAUCUAAUUCUUAUCUUUGAGUACUGUAUGUGUCUAUACUGUAUAUGUGUUACUGCAUAUCAGCAAUCUUUGUACCUUUUUAUUAAAUAAAUUAAAGCCCAACUGAAUCAUUUGUUAGCUCUAACGAGCAGGGCCCUCUGA
Molecule: messenger RNA, 1801 nt
Organism: Rana temporaria (common frog)
Lineage: Eukaryota; Metazoa; Chordata; Amphibia; Anura; Ranidae
Product: protein FAM240B-like
Exons: 4
Coding region: 231-458 (75 amino acids)
Source: RefSeq, a predicted model, not a curated record